This is a messenger RNA of Ostertagia ostertagi, 198 nucleotides long. NCBI's taxonomy places the organism in Eukaryota, Metazoa, Nematoda, Chromadorea, Rhabditida, Trichostrongylidae. The record is from the annotation of a GenBank genome assembly.
AUGAGACAGCUAACGCUCUGCGCGGACAUUCGGAGUGCUGUGGCCAACGCCAUCUACAUUAUUGAAGCGAUUGUAGAGAAGAAGGAAGCCAAGGAAGCAGUCUUCGCGGAGGCUCAAAACCAUUGCCCAUCUAACGCUCUCCUAAUCACAAACACGUCGUCUAUUCGCUUUGGUCGACCUGCUGCCAUCGAUGCGUGA